GUAAAAAUAGUCAUACUUAAACUUUUGUUUUUAAGCGUUUUUAUAUAUUUUUUUGUUGAUUGUACAGUGGUUAUUCAGGAUUGUUAACGUUUGUAUGCUUGAUAGUACGAAACCAUGUCUGCGGUGUUGGAAGAAAAAAAUACGAUUCUUAGUUGGAUUAGUUUGUCGAGGAAACCAUACUAACUUUCGCCUUGGAAUCAUAGCUUCCAUACCAAAACACUUCGUAAACGAUACUAGAUUAGAAGCAACAAUUCAUUCAGCUCGAGUUCAAUGGACAAAUAUGAAUAACAGGCUUCAUGGCUACUAUUCACGGAGCGCAAGAUAGUUAGUCUAAUCAUAAUGACGUUAGAAGGCUUAUUUUAAUGAACAUUAUUUGUGUUGUUUACCAUGCCUGCUCACGUAUUCACAAACACCUCUUAUUGCACAAUUGUAGAUUUUAAGGAGUCAGUGAAUCGCCUGACUGUAUCUUAAUUUUUGUUCGUAUGUUAUUAUUGUACUCUCGUCGACCAAGCAAUAUAUCGCUGCUAAACUAAAGCGCGUUUUCCUCACUGCCAAAUAACGUAUCGGGAGAUUAAAUACAAGCCCGUUAACAUUUUGAAGUUGCACCAUGUUUUCUAUGUUGGUGUCUUGUGGUACAUAUGAUGGUAGUGUUUUUGCGUUAGAAUAUCACCAUCAUACUAUUGAUACUGCUGGUCCGAAACUGUUAAAGCCAAUAUUCAUCGAUCCUACAGCACAUCCUGCGCCAGUCACAACAAUAGCUACAAAGGAUGAUGUGGUUAUUUCUGGAAGUAGCGAUGAAAUUAUUCAGGUAUUUUCAGUACAUACAAAAACUCGUGUAGGUGCACUCGAAAUGCAUGUUGGGACCAUAAGGCAGCUCAAAUUUAUUACAGAACCAUAUGACUCGGCGUACUGUCAUUUUUUCAGUGCUGGUGAUGAUGGAUGUAUUGGUAUUUGGCGUUGCGAAUCCCCGGGAGGUAAACUUAUCAAAUGCCCACAUCCAUCGGCUUGGGAGUGUAUUCGUCAAAUUCGUCGCCAUAAAGGGUCAGUCCAAAGUAUGGCAGUGCACCCUUCCAACCGCUGCCUUUUCUCCAUCAGUGCAGACAAAACGUUUCGUAUAUGGAAUCUUCUUCGUGGUCGACAGGCUUAUGCUGUUAGACUAAAAAAUCUGGCAAAUGAAGCAAAUAAAAUCUCAAUGUCACCUACUGGUAAUCGCCUUCUUUUUAUUUGGCCGAAUAAAUUCGAUAUGGUUGACCUUCUUAGUGGAUCGCAAAUAAGCUUUGAUACUAGCAAAAAUGAAGCCUUCAUUGUUGGCAGCGUUCAGUUUCCUAAUCUUCUUACUUCAGACCCUACUUUCUUCAGUGAAGAUGAUGAACUCUGUAGUCAAAAGUCUUCAGACCCUUUAUUUGCAUAUGUAUUGGUUGGUAUUGACGCAUCACUCACUUUGAUUAAAUUCAACGUCCGAAAUAACACGUCUGAGCCAUUGACACCUAAAAUUACAAGCAAAGUACUUUUGCCGGGUAAACGAAUCAAAUUCAUUCAGGUUCUACACUGGCCAUCCUAUCUGGCAGAAAAAGAACCAAUGUGCUGUGGACGUAGUCGGUUGGUAGUAGUUGUUACGACAGACGCUGAUGGCAGCCAUUUACGAGGUUAUGCUGUAAAUCUCAACUCAACAGACAUCCUUGAGCCAGGAAGUUCAUUCAUCCCUUUGUUCACAUAUGACGUCCCAAGCACUCGAAUUACCACCCUAGCCGCCACCUGGACUUCAACUAGUCACAUGCAUCAUCCGGAAGACAAAAUUACUCCCUAGCGAAAUCGAUUCCAAAUUAUAUCUACCUGUAAAUUUAUUAUGUAAAUAAAAUCACGUCAUUCUCCGUUUUCAUCGGUAUUAAUUAAAACCAAUUCACUAAACAUGUAGCCGAACUAACGAGAAAAUCAAAUACCCACGUAAAUACACAAAAGUGGUUGGUGAAAUGAACAAAAAAGCUACACGCCUGAGACAUUUACAGCCUUGAAUCUAUGCACUAUAUUUUGUAUGCUGUAAUAUUCCACAGAUAUGAAACUCAAACACUUCUUCUCUCUUAAGACUGAGUCACACACAAUAGUUUUGUUGAGGUAUCUCGAAGGUAAGUGUAGUGUUUCCUUAAAAAUCGGGGCUUUAAUACGUCUAUUCACAAUAGUGAACUUAGUUUACUCAACAGCUCCCUUCAAUCAUUAGUAAAUGUCGAAAAAACCGACCGUAACUGUUGCAUUGACGUGGUUAGCGGGUUUGCCUAUCGUGAUGAACCAACCGAGCUACAUUGGCUGAAACAUAUGUCUCUAUAGGUUCUAGCAUGCCAGACAGCUCCCAAAUGUCUUGGUACGACUGGUAUCUGUGGCCUCGCUGAUGUAGGUAUAGCAUUGAGUCCUAGGGCAGAACUAGCUCUU
Schistosoma rodhaini is the source of this 2424-nucleotide messenger RNA. NCBI's taxonomy places the organism in Eukaryota, Metazoa, Platyhelminthes, Trematoda, Strigeidida, Schistosomatidae. The record is from the annotation of a GenBank genome assembly.